Zerene cesonia (dogface butterfly) is the source of this 1337-nucleotide messenger RNA. RefSeq names its product flavin reductase (NADPH). The record is from RefSeq and is a predicted model, not a curated record. The transcript has 3 exons. NCBI's taxonomy places the organism in Eukaryota, Metazoa, Arthropoda, Insecta, Lepidoptera, Pieridae. The coding region runs from base 355 to 969 and encodes 204 amino acids.
ACCUGUGUUUGAAAUUUUUGUCUCUUGAAACUUCAAGUCACUUCAAAUAAUUGAAUGCUAUAUUAACAUCGCAUUAAGUUGGUGUUUCUAGAUUGAUACUUACUUCAUCGAGGACGGUUGUAUCACUAUCGGUUGAACAUAUUUCCGCACAGGUUGACUUUGCCGCUCAGUAUUUAAAUUGUAUAUCGGAAUAGAACAGUCAUACCGUCGGUCACACAUGAUAAGUUUGUCUAAUGUUAGAUAACUUUCUUAUCGAAUUUGAUAAGUUUUGAGAAAAAUUAUAAGUGGACGCAAGAUUUUGCCACAAGCAAGUCACAGUGUUUUGAAUAUAGACGCGUAUUUUAAUCAACAGCCAUGAAGAUCGUAAUUUUCGGAUCCACGGGAACUACCGGCGUUUGUGCCGUUGAGGCAGCUGUAAAGAAAGGUUACGAGGUCCGCGCAUUCGUCCGCGACCCCGCGAAGUUACCCGAGACGCUGAGGUCCCAAGUCGAAGUGUUCAAGGGGGACGUGCUGGAAGCGGACUCUGUCACCAACGCGGUGGAUGGCACCGACGGCGUCGUCAUCGCCCUCGGCACCAACGGCAGCCUCGAGCCCACGUCCGAUAUGUCCGAAGGCACGAAGAACAUAGUUGACGCGAUGCGAGCGCAGCACGUUCACAACGUGUCGGCCUGCAUAUCGGCGUUCCUGUUCUAUGAUGAUGACAAGGUGCCGGAGCGGUUCAUACCGCUCACGAAGGACCACAAGCGGAUGUACGAGGAGUUGAAGGGAAGCGGUUUGAACUGGAUUGCCGUUUUCUCGCCGCAUAUUUCUGACGACCCAAGCCGAGAAAUCAUCGUGGAAAUAAACCCGGAGAAGUCCCCUGGCCGAGCCAUUUCUAAGCACGAUCUGGGACAGUUCUUAGUCGAUUCGCUGUCCAACCCAAAAUACCAUAAAGCAGUUAUCGGCCUCUGCAAUGUACCAAAACAGUAGAGUAACAACUCAAUUUAGACGUAUUAUACUGCCUGACGAAUGAAUGCACGGAGAAGAGGGAUGGAGCUAUACGAGGAAGCGAGAUGGAAAUAUUUUUUUUACCAUAGCCAAGAUAAUACGGAGAUUUUAUGUCUCCGGAUUUUUAUUAAGUCAUAUAGGCAAGACAAUAUUUUUUUGGAUAAUUAUUAUUCUCUAUAUGAAUAAUGCAUUGUUAUGUGAAUUGGUAUAUAUAUUUCUAGUUCAUGAUAGUAAUUUUGUUUAAUCUUUGUUUUUGCGUUUUAUCUGAAGAAUUUUAUUGCAUGGUUGUAACUGCAUUUAGAGUAUUUCAAUGUAUGCCGAUUUUUAGAUAAUAAACCUUAUUUGGUUGA